Carassius gibelio (silver crucian carp) is the source of this 2761-nucleotide messenger RNA. RefSeq names its product zinc finger protein 394. NCBI's taxonomy places the organism in Eukaryota, Metazoa, Chordata, Actinopteri, Cypriniformes, Cyprinidae. The transcript is spliced from 2 exons. Gene Ontology annotation, cellular component: nucleus. Bases 251 to 1621 code for a protein of 456 amino acids. The record is from RefSeq and is a predicted model, not a curated record.
CUUCGACACUGACGACAGCAGAACGCGACAGAUAGCGAUAUUCACAACACACUUUGGGGUUUCCGUACUUUUAACAUUUAAAUCAAGUAGCAUCAUCGAAGUACUAAUGUUUCACUGGUGAUGGAAGUGAGGCCGUAAACUAUUCUAGUCCUCAGGUAGACAAGAAAGAAACCCAGACCGCAUCUACUUGAGCGCUGCGAUCACGUAUGCAACAUUACAUCACAGUGAAAUACUGCCGUGGAUCGAAACCAUGACUUUGAGCAUGGACAUCAGCGUCACUUUUCUCAAGUGCGAACUCGCUUCUACUAUCGAUCAGGCGGUAAGAUGCGCGGUCGAAACGGUUUUAAAAGAAACAGCGCGAGUUGUUGGCAUAAAGCUGACCGCGGCUCGUAACGCAGCCGCAGAGUCGCACCGAGAGAACCGGAGCCUGCGCGAGAGACUGGAGAUCUCCGAGAGCGAGCUCAAAGCAGUGCGCUACUACAUGACCGCGGCUGAAAAGAACAUCAAACAGUGUUUACUUCUCAACAGAAACCAGCCCGGGUCAAACAUCGUGCGCCCAAACGCAGACGACGCACUUUUUGUGAUUCCGUCACGCACUGCGGAUGGAAGUCCCACAGCACCGACGCAGAACAAGAGCUUCCGAAACUCACCCGGAAGAAUCCACAGUCCUAAAAAUCUCCCUAGUGUUGGCCUUUGUCUCCCCACGGUACAGUCCGACUUGUCUCGUGAGUGUGUCAACCGUAGAAAGGCAAGAAGGUCUGCAGGGGGCAACAGUUCAGCCCUCAGUAGUGACCCCGCGACCUCACAAACUCUUGUGGAAAACAGUCCUGCUCUCUUCAAACCACAAGAUGAGCCAGAAGGCCCGUUUUACAUCACGAAUAAGGACAACAGUUCUGCAGUAACAGACAGCGAGAGGAAAUUUGAGGAACCAGAAAAUCCAGCAAUCCCAACUGAGGAUCCAUCUGACAUGACAAAGUUUGAGUUUGAAAUGAGCACGCCAGCUGGGAAUGUUAAUGAGCUGGAGCUGAUACAGGUGAUGGAGGACUCUGAUGAUGUCAAACAGAGCACCAUUAAAAUUGAAGACGAUCCCGAUUCACUUACAUUAGAGCCUCCUUCAUCAAAUCUAGCUGCAGCAUCUUCAUCCAACUCCAUGCAAGAGUUACUGCAGAUCUCCUUGCCUUCAAUGCGGGAGAGUGAUGGCGAUGCUUUGCUGGCCUUGGCACCACCUGUUAGUAGUGACUCAGGGUUCAGCAGGACUAUAGAGAGCCCUGAUAAAGUGCACCGCUGCAACAUUUGUGGCCGGGGUUUCAGACGUUUCUACUGCUUGAAAACACACCAGCGCAUACACACAGGAGAGCGCCCGUAUCCUUGCAGAUACUGCGAGAAACGCUUCCGCCAUUUGGACAGCUUACACAAGCACCAGCGCAUUCACACGGGAGAGAGACCGUACCGCUGUGCUGAGUGCGGAUGCUGCUUCAGAGAACUUGGACAACUCAAAAAGCACAGACUCAAACACUCACCCACAUUUGUUUCUGUUGCCAAUCCCACCUUCCCCCUCCUCCCAGCCGGACCCUCCUAUGUCUGGCCACAUCUCAACACACAGUCUUUGGAUUCAGUCUAAGCAUGUGAUGGUAUUUUCCAAGCAUGGUGAUUGUGGAAACUUGGUAUACGGUAUUACAGCAGUAUUGAACUAUGUUACAAAAACAGUUAGAAAAGAUGAACAAACUCAUCCUCUUAAUAACAAAACUUUUAAAAUCAGGGACAUUAAAAAUACAAUUAAACAACACAUUUAAAAUGUAUAAAGUAAACAAAUGUUUCAAACAGAUUAAAGUGCAAAAUAACACAACUAAAAGAACAAUAAUAAAUAAUUAAAACGCGUUUUAAUCCAGAUUAAAAUGUGCAAGUGUAAACAGAUGCCUUUUAUAUAAUGCUCAGUAUUAAGUACUUAAUAUUCGGUGUUUUAUAAAUACCAUCGCAAAUAAAAAAAUCUGAAUGGUUGUUUUGAAAACAUUUAAAUACUGUUUGACUUCCUUCAGUUCAGAAACAGAAAUUUGCAUAGGACUGCUUUGUGUAUGGGGUAACAGCUAUGUUUCUGCUUUUCUAUAAGUGCUGCCUACUGUCAGUGAAUUUGCAUUUUUAUUCAGUCUGUCUGCUGCUUAAUCCAGAACUUCAGACCAAAGAGAGAAUCAGACUGAUUUAUAUGCAGCAUGCAUGCAGUGCCAUACAUUUUAACUGGUUGAUGGAAAAUAAACUAAUGUGCAAUAUAAAAGUCUCAACAAUUCAGAAAAUAAGUUAUCCAGAAUGUUUACAAUACUGAACGUUCAUUACCGUGAUGUAUCGUUACCACCUACCAGCACAUCUCGGAGUCAGUCGAAAUCCUACUGAAGAAAAGAUGAAUAUGUUUUAUGAGAAUAUAUGUUGUGGCACAAAACACACCUCAGAUAAAGUUUAUUCAAUGUCUAACAGUUUGGUCCAAAAACAAUUGAAGGUAUAUUGGAAGAUAUGUAUUUCCCUAAUUGUGUGAACAGUUUGUCCAUUGCACAAAAAAAAUCAUUGCAUUUAAUGUAGAUCCAUAUGUACAAAAUACAUCAUCAGCAGUGCAGCAUAACCAUAAGUGUUUUUAUUUUGUAUUUUUUGCAAACAUUUCGAUGGGUUUCAGAUAUGAUGAAACUUUCACAAUAAGGUAUUUUCUGGUCUCGAGAAUUGAUUUUACUUACUCUUGAUUAUCAUACAAUAAAAAAAGAAUUUAAAAAGACUGAAA